CUCGUUCAUUCAUUCCGUGCUGUGUCGGUGUGCCUGCCUGCCUGCUUGCCUGCAGAUAUGUGUGUGAUGAGGCGACUUCGGUCGUAGCCGAACGAAGAGAAUAGAAACGAAGGAAAAGGAGAAACGGAAAAGAAAGAAGAAACCUUAGAGGGCGAGGCCGCCGAAGGCGGCCGAGCCCAGGCUUCGACUGCACAAGGGGACACGGCUCGAUUGAACCUCAGGUUGCGCAAGUUGGGCGGCUGGAUGGUGAAGUUGAUGCGUGGCAGCACAAAGGUGUUCUACUGUGAGCUGCCUCCCCCGACCUUCUGCACCUCGAUCAUGCUGCUGCCUCGCGGCCCCUUGUAGAUGACCUUCUCGUUGUUGGACAGCCCGUAGCGCCAAGACAUGUUGCGCAGCACCAGGCAUACCACGCCUCGCUUGAGCUGCAGAGUGUGGGGCGGCUUGGGGGACUCGUUCUGACCCGCGAGGAAGUCCUCGUCAUGGUGGCCUGCCUGGUAGUCCUCCUCAAGAUAGCGCUCGCGAGCGACAUGCGUGCAGAGCUGGCCGUCCAUGCGGUCGAUGAUAGUGUUGUUGAUGGCGUCCACUGCCUCAUUCGUCGGACACAGGAUGGCUCGGCUGGCGCAUGCUCGAGGAUCACGCUCGUAGAGCCGGUCAGGGAAUGCGAACUCGAUGGCGUCCUCCUGGCUGUGGGAGUGUUGCUGAUCGAGCUCGAUCCAGUCGGAGGCGUCUUCGGGGCGCAGGGAGGGGUCCUUCUCAACGAAUGAAUCUGCACGAAACGUCGCUGGCGCCCGUCGCCCACCUGAAGAGACACGCAUACAGGCAGACCCAGACACAUGCACCAUGCGAUGUACACACACAUGUCCGGAUGCGGUACCUUGAGGCACAUGUUCGUGUAUGCGGUGUCAUUCUUUGAGCGCAUGAUCUGCUUCAACUCACGCACAAUGAACUCGUCGUACAGGUCAGACGACCGCAAAGACGCGUGGAAGAUUGUUGUCUCGUUGCAGUCCUCGUGUCGCGGCAGCACGAGCGGGAGCUGCCGGAAGUCGCCCGCACAAACGAAGACCUUGCCGCCGAACGGCAGAUUGCAUUCCAUGAUGUCUUGCAGCAUAAGGUCGACCGCUUCGAUACACUUCCGGUGCGCCAUGCUGCAGGAAGGGAUGGAUGGAUGGAUGCAAACGAAGAGACUGGACGCGUUAUGAUGUGCGGCCCCGAACCUACCUGAUCUCGUCCCACACGAUGACCUUGGCCUUUCGCAGCAGGUCGGCCUUCUGCGAAGUUCUGCUCACUGUGCAGCGCAGGUUCUCCUUCAUUAUGUCGUCCACCACGGGGAUCUUAUGCAGGCCGUGAGCAGUGUGUCCACCGACAUAGUUGAGAGCCGCGAGUGCAGUGGUUGCGGAGGCGAGGGCGAUGUCGCCGCGGCUGCGCACGGCCGAGAGCACGCAGCGCAGAACAGUCGUCUUCCCCGCACCACCUGACCGGUCGCAGACACAGGAGGAACGAUGAGCGAUGCUUGCCUGCAUGGAACCAUUUGUGUACCUGGCGCCUUGAUGAGCAGACAAAAAGGCUCCGGGCUGUCACCGUUGCGGGGGUAGAUGUGGGCCAUGAUGUCCUCAAACACUUCCUUCUGCUCGGCGACCUUCUCGACCAUGUCAUGCACCCUGUCGUAGCUUUGCCUGAUAGUGGUGAGGCUGCCGUAGCUCUUGCGCUCGGUUUGCUCUUCAGCAGGGAUGUGCUGUGGCUCUGGCGGGCCGCAUUCUGUGUUGGUCAUGCCGCACUCCUGGAGGUCCUCACAGAUCUCCCGUAACAGGCGCUCGUAAGCUGCCUCAGGAUCGUCGACUUCCUCGUAAUCGUCCACCAUAAACUCGCGGUACUUCUCCAAGAUGUCGGCGGCGGCACACUCGUGGUUGAGGAUCAGCACGACGAAUAAGAAGCGCAGCUGAUAGGGCAGGACAGCUUGCUCUUCGACGGCCUCUCUCAUGACGUUCUCGACGUAGGUCUGCCCCUCCAGUAGCCCUGCUGCCUUCGCAGCUUGGCUGAAGGUUGAGUAGCAGGUCCCAUCGAUAGUGCGAAUCGCCUGAGAGACACAUUGAAGACACACAGCAACGAUCGAACCAUCGCUGCCAUAUGCAUACUCUGUGUCUCCGCCACUUACCUCAAAGCUCCCCUUUGCCUGAGAGCCCUUCAGAAGCAGUCGAAGGUAGUAGCGCUCUCCCUGCAUCGCGAAGGCGCUCUGCAGCCGCGUGCAGUGCUGUUCCCAGCGCCGCCGCUGAUAAAAGCCGUGGCCCGUCUUGGUGCGCAUCUCACGGGCUGUCGCCGACUCGUGGGCAUCAGCAUUCUCGCCCGCCAUAUCCGCUUCUUGUGGGUCUCGAGCUCGGUCCUUCUUCAUCGCAAAGCGACGGAAGAACUGCUGAUAAGUCAUCUGAUCGAAGUCCACGUCCUCAUUGUUGAUUCUCCUGGUGGCGUCCGGCCGAUUCAGCCAGUGAUCGAUCAUGCUGAGGCCGGGCAUGAAGACCCGCCCCGUCUCGCCUCGCCCCGACACUCGUUGAACGACUGGUCGCUCGGCCGGGAGGUAAACGAGCAGCGUCGUCACGGACGGCUGAGUCCAGUGGAUCUGAUGGCCGAAGAUGCGGUGGCACGCCUCGCUGGCACAAAGGACGCGGCCCUGCUGGUAGUCGCGGAUCUCGUCUCGUUGUUGCUCUUGCGCUGGAUGUGCAGUCUGGUGGUUGGUGAGGAGCGACGCCACCUGUUGCCGGCGUCGCUUCUUCUGCUGCUCGGAUUCGGAAGCCUCGCCGGCAUCCGCCUUGGCCGCUCGCUGCUUGCGCUUCUUCUCGUGCUCCACGCUGAUGAGAAAGGCGCUCUUCUCGGGCUUGUACAUGUACUUAUACCUGCAGACCGACACACGCAAGCAGCAGCAGAGAAGCCACUCCAAUGUGGGUUUCUCUCUUGGCUUGUUGUCUCACUGUCUGCGUUGUCUCUGCCUGCGUACAUGUAGCUGAUGACAUUCGUAGAGGCAGCGCAGUCGACGUACAAAUGACAGUUGAACUCGGCAAGCAGCUCGGGGGAGUACGGUGGCACCCACCUAUCCUCCUCGUGGCGUCGCCGGUACACGCAACGGCCUCGCCCGUCGAAGUGCGUCUCGUCGCAGAGCGGCUGAGGGAAGCCGUACUUGCACCGCUCGGCCACUGGCUCGUUCGCAUUCCUGCAGCGGUGAUACUCGCGCAGGCUCGCCUCGUCCCUGCAUCGCGCGCUGCACUUGUGGACCAUGAAGCUCUCCACGAGCUUCCUGAGCUGCGGAUUAUGCCGAGGCAUCUCGCCGCAGACGAACUUGUCCACAUCAGCACCGCAGCUCGGGUGCUCUUCAUUGCGCACGCUGAUGUGCGCGUGGCUGAGCCCUCGCUUCUGGUACUCGAUCACAGCCAUCAGAUAGAGAGCUCGGCUGAGGGGGCCGUCCCGGAGACGCUGCAGCAGCGAGCGUAGCUUGAGGUGGAAGACACGACUGGUCAAGUCGGGGCGAUCAUACGCUGUUUGCCCUGCGCAGCCACAGCCAGCCGAACGCACAUAGGCAUUGAUCCAUGCAAGUAAGCCGCCGGAUUGUGUCUCCCUCACUCACUGCCACACUUACCCGAUUGAAGCUUCUCCUGGAUCUCGGGCCAGUUGCCAUUGCAUGUGAUGAUGAUGAACCACGACGGCUUGCCGUACUGCGCAACGAUAGCAAAGGCGUCCUGACAGAGUCGCUUGUAAUACCGCUCGCUGCCCACGAAGCUGCCUGGCAGCAGAACAAAGCCUCCCUUGGCCUGCUCCGUCACAUCCACCCCAUCACAUUCGAAGUCAUCCUGCAU
This is a messenger RNA of Vitrella brassicaformis, 3839 nucleotides long. The record is from the annotation of a GenBank genome assembly. Lineage: Eukaryota; Vitrellaceae.